CCGGGGGCGACUGGGACGAGCCUGCGGGGAGUCCAGCCAGACCUCGUUCCGCUUCAGAUAAAAGACUAAAGGCGGGAACGAGACGCUGACAGUGUCUUCUACCCCGCGCCCGUCGACAGGGUCCCAACACCCCGCCCGUAACGAGUGUAUGCGCGCGACCCCGCUUCCCCCGCGCACUGUGGCGUGGAGGUGCCCGAGCAGGUAGCUACGUCCCGGCUGUCCCGCGGGCGCCGCGCCUGCGCAAUUACAAGUCCUGCGGCCGCGCGCACCGCUCCCUUUCUCGCGCUGCCGGGAUGCCGAAGCUGAGCAAAGAGGCCAAGCUGCGGCUGCAGCAGCUCUUCAAGGGGGGCCAGUUCGCCAUCCGCUGGGGCUUCAUCCCCGUCGUGCUCUAUCUAGGUUUUAAGAGAGGUGCAGAUCCUGGAAUGCCUGAGCCAACUGUUUUGAGUCUACUUUGGGGAUGAAAGAUUGGCCAUACUGUACAGGAACCAUUUGAUGGACAGAGAAAAUGAAGAUGUGAACCUUCACAAGGCUAAGGAAGGAGUACACUUUAUCACUAUUACAUUAGCUGGCCUGAACAGCUUCCUGAUGGCAUAGAUGUACAUACAACAAAAUGGAAUUUAUAUUGACCUAAUUUAUUUGGUUUACAGUGAAAUUAAAUAAAUACAGUUUGAAUCCA
Molecule: messenger RNA, 676 nt
Organism: Chelonia mydas (Green sea turtle)
Lineage: Eukaryota; Metazoa; Chordata; Testudines; Cheloniidae
Gene: TOMM7
Product: translocase of outer mitochondrial membrane 7
Exons: 3
Coding region: 294-461 (55 amino acids)
Biological process (GO): protein import into mitochondrial matrix
Cellular component (GO): mitochondrial outer membrane translocase complex
Source: RefSeq, a predicted model, not a curated record